This is a messenger RNA of Symsagittifera roscoffensis, 1321 nucleotides long. Its product is annotated as flap endonuclease 1-like. Gene Ontology annotation, molecular function: 5'-flap endonuclease activity; RNA-DNA hybrid ribonuclease activity; magnesium ion binding. The transcript has 6 exons. Lineage: Eukaryota; Metazoa; Xenacoelomorpha; Acoela; Convolutidae. The coding region runs from base 17 to 1168 and encodes 383 amino acids. Gene Ontology annotation, cellular component: nucleus. The record is from RefSeq and is a predicted model, not a curated record.
AUUAAAUAGAGCUACAAUGGGGAUUACGCAUUUAGCAAAAUUGUUGGCAGAAAGAGCACCUGGUGCAAUCAAGGAACAUGAAAUGAAACUUUAUUUCGGACGGAAGGUGGCAGUGGACGCAUCAAUGAGUAUUUACCAGUUUCUGAUAGCAGUGAGACAGGAUGGGAAUGUUUUGACAAACGAAGCUGGAGAAGUCACUUCGCAUCUGAUGGGAACAUUCUACAGAACCAUACGCAUGAUCGAGAACGGACUGAAGCCAAUAUAUGUAUUUGACGGAAAGCCUCCAGACAUGAAGAGCAAAGAGCUGAGCAAGAGAACUGAGAGGAGAGAAGAAGCGGAAGCUGCUCUGAAGAAGGCGGAAGAGGAGGGCAACGUGGAAGAGAUCAACAAGUUCAACAGACGCCUGGUCAAGGUCACUAGACAUCACAACGAGGAGUGCAAGCAGCUCCUCACCCUAAUGGGAGUGCCUGUCGUGUCUGCUCCCUGCGAGGCUGAGGCACAGUGCGCCGAGAUAGUCAAGUGUGGAAAAGCUUAUGCGAUCGGAACUGAAGAUAUGGACGGUCUGACAUUCGGUUCCACGUAUCUCCUGCGACAUUUGACCGCGAGUGAGUCGAAGAAGCUACCAAUCAGAGAGUACUGCUACAACAAAAUACUGGAGGAGUUGCAGCUGAGCAAAGAAGAGUUCAUUGACCUCUGUAUUUUGAUGGGUUGUGAUUACUGCGAGAGUAUCAAGGGAAUCGGACCAAAAAAGGCACUGGAUUUGAUCACACAGCAUAGGAGCAUUGAGAAAAUUGUCGAAAAUUUGGAUCAAACUAAAUACCCAAUACCCGAAAAUUGGCAAUACACUGAUGCCAGACGUCUCUUCAUAACACCAGAUGUCACGCCAGGUGAAGAGCUGGACAUCAAAUUCCCUGAUGUCGACGAGGAAGGGUUGGUUCAAUUUAUGGUGCAUGAGAAAGGAUUUGCAGAAGACAGAAUCAGAAAUGGGGCGAAAAAGUUAUUGAAGGCUAGACAAGGAACACAGCAGGGAAGACUGGACAGUUUCUUCAAAGCUGUCCCAUCUCCGAUCCCGAAGAAUAAGGCAAAGCACGAGAAAGAAAACUCGAAAAACUCACUGAAGAAAGUGAAGGGCGGAGGCGUGUCUAAGAAGACGCCCAAGAAGCGAUAAACUUUUUUGUACCUUAUUUUUGAAAUAUGCAUUUAUAAUUGAAGUGAAUUUUCAUUUGUGAGAUUAUUAAUGCUGAAUUGUGUUUGUGCUAUUUACGUGCACCUACUGAUGUGUUUUAGAUUUUGUUUUCGUAAUUUAAUUUUAUUGCUCCUA